Molecule: messenger RNA, 999 nt
Organism: Didymodactylos carnosus
Lineage: Eukaryota; Metazoa; Rotifera; Eurotatoria; Philodinida; Philodinidae
Source: the annotation of a GenBank genome assembly
AUGGUCGGGCAAUGCAAUAUAGAUACGAAUCCAACAUUAUUAAGACAAAAAUCAGUUGGUGAAACGGUUGUUGUAUCAGAAAUGGCACCUGACGAUAAAGCAGAAUUAUUACAACGAAGUAAAUCAUCGUAUAAUAGCGAUGGUCAUUCGAAUUCAGAUAAAAAAACAGAUACUCAUUCUAAAUUAAAUGAUCAUAGAAAUAUGGUGGCCUCAGCAGAAUACAUUCAUUCUCCAAGUGAUUCCGAUAGUGGUAUCGACGAUGCUCGUGGUGCUGAUAGUGACAAUAUCGUCCAAUUUAUCGAACCACAAUAUCAACAACAAUAUACAAGUCCAAAAUCUGAAAAUGCUGAAAAUUUUGAUAUAAAUAAUUUUUCGUCAAUGACAUGUGAACAACAUGCAGGAAUAACGGCGAUAAUAAACGAUGCUGAAUUAGCUGCAAGCAUCAAAGAUAUUGAUAAAAAAGAUUUUUGUGAUAAUACAGCUACAGUAUUUCAUGGUGAAUUUGCACGUUUAAUAUUGGCAAGAACAUUAAAAUAUGGUGUAGAAUAUGGCGAUUAUCGUCUGAUGUUAUAUGAUCAAGGUUUAAAUGUGAUAUAUGACUGUAAAAAAGUCGAUAAUGCUAAAGCACAAUUUAAAUGUACAAAGUGUUCGUAUGCUUGGACAUCGAUGAGAGCCCGUUGUUUAUUUUAUAUAACACAGCCACAAGUUGGUAUUAUUGCACUACAAUUAUGCAAUCAGAUAUGCUCAAAAUGUCAACAGACAGUUCAACCACUGUGGUAUAUCGAUGAAGUAUGUCGUGUUAUGAAAAAUUUAGCUGCCACAGUAUUUAAAAUAUAUUUUCAAAAUGAAUAUGCUGACUUUAUGGCUACAAAUAGUAGUAAUGACUCAACUCGUCAACGAAAAGGUGCUAUGAAAACAACACAUCGUACGUUAUUAUGUGAUGCAUGUCGAUUGGGCGUGUGUUUUCCACAAAAUACAAAAAAUCUUUAUCAUUAUUAA